AACUGCUAUUUUAUAUAUAAAGGUUAGCCAUGUUUGAUGUUUGGUGCCUUAUUGUCUAUCCUUAUUCAUAGGAAUUACUUUUUCUUAGUUAUAAAGAUAAAGAACCAAUAUUGAACUAAACUGCUAAGUUGACAUGAACGCUGCUAGAAAAUAUCCACAUUGAUGCAACACAUUCCAACUGCUUGGCGAGAUUCGUGAACCAUGCCCAUCCCGGUGUGCCAAUUGUAAAAUGGUGUUACUGGUUCGUGACAAAGUGCCGUAUCUAGGCUUAAAGUCUCUAAAACUCAUAAAGACUAAUGAAGAGCUUAGAUACGAUUAUGGUGACAAAUGCAUGUUGUCUUUGAGAAAGCAGAAGAACUUGUGUGUGCCAUUACAUUUAAAAGAUAUAGAGAAUCAGCUAAAAAAGAUCUCCCAUGCAAGUAUUCUGAAACUGAAGGAAGGGCAAAAAACUGUAAUUGAGGUAGAAGGUGAGCACACUUACAAUGAGAAGUAUAACCUUUUAUCAAUAAACGUAUAUUGUGACACAAUUAUUUUUAUAGUAUUAAAACAGCCUUACAUGAUUAUCAGAGAUCGUGAAAAUUUGUUCAAGCCAUUAAUAUAUAAGACGAAGAUCCCUAAUCUUCACUUUGAAAAGGGUUGUCUGUUUGAAAUCGACAAGGAAAUCACAAGACAUGACUCGUGUGAUACAAGACCUCAAGAUGUUGCCGAUGAUCGCUUUUGUGAAUGUUGCAAGAUACGUUACACAUCACUACAACAUGUAUAUGUGCUGGCUUAAUUGCAAAGAUGAUUCACUAGCGAAAGUGUAGGGAGUCAGAACACUAUAUAUGGAAUAGGAACAUCUGGUUCAGAGCUGCCAAAAUUUAUCUGUUCUUCCAUCCACGAUAUUUAUUGAACAUUUGCAACAAACAUGCAUCAAACAUUCGCAAUAAGAUGAAAAUAAAUUUACACAAGUUAUUGACUUGAUCAAUUCAUGGCUUGAAAUUCAUUAAAAGUAUUAUAGAACAUUCAAUUUAUUGUUAGGUUAUGCUAUAAAUGUUUUUCUAUUUACAAAACAUAGCAUUUUAAUUGUAAUUCAUAUUUCUUCUUAUUGGAAAAAAGAUUAUAUUUUAUUAUA
Molecule: messenger RNA, 1114 nt
Organism: Hydractinia symbiolongicarpus
Lineage: Eukaryota; Metazoa; Cnidaria; Hydrozoa; Anthoathecata; Hydractiniidae
Exons: 8
Coding region: 230-775 (181 amino acids)
Source: RefSeq, a predicted model, not a curated record